GCAGCUAAAAAAGGCAGAUAAACAGAUGUAAAGUACUCCCUCCGUUUAUAAAAUAAUAUAACUAUGAUAUCCAUGUCAGUCCAUCUAGAGUUUUUUUAAUAUAUAAUUUGGUUAAACUUGAGUAGUCAUAUUUACGCCAAGCAAAACACGCGUCAGUUGCAGCAUACCCCCAAAUUCCGUUGCAACUCCCGGCAAGUCUUUAAUUACUGAUUGUAUCCACCAAAUUCCGGCUUCACAAGAUUCCAUUCAGUUCAGGUGCAUUCUGAAUUUCUGAUAUUUCUCUCGGACUACUCUCACUAUAUAUACAUACACCACUGACCACUGUGCUCUGCAAAUCUAGCUAGCCACCAAAGGCUGGACCAAGAAGAAAUCCAGUAGCGGUAGACAGUACAGUGGUGACGCCAAGAAUGGCGUGCUGCACCAGCCGUCGUCCCGUCCUCGUCGUCCUCUCGGCCACCGCCGUCCUGCUCGCCGUCGUCUUCUUCGGCGCGGCCACGACGACCGCCGCCUCCGCCGCCGCGGCGAGCGCCGCCCCGAGCUACUGCGCGGUGGGGAAGGCGAUCCCCGGCUGCGUGUGGUACGUGGCGAGCCGGAGCUGCGACGUGGUGGCCGCCAUGCUCCCGAACCGGGCCUCCCUCAGGGCGACGUGCUGCGGCCAGCUGCAGAACGUCCCCGCGGAAUGCCGGUGCCGGGCGCUGCGGGUGAUGAUGGAGACGACGCCGCUCGUCGUGGGCGCGGACCCGGGCGCCCAGCGGAGGUGCCGCGCCGCGCAGGCCCGCUUCGCCCCCGCCGUGGUCGCCGCCGGCGAGUGCAGCCUGCGAACCGUCCACGGCAGACCCGUCUGCAAUGCGCUCGACGCCGAGUAAUGGUGAUGCAGAUCGUACUACUAGUACUUGGUUGAAUAAGUAGGGACAUAUGGAUAUGCAUGUAUAUAUCGGUGCGUUGAGGGAUUAAUUAAUCAUAUCUAGAGGAAAUUGAACGUGCCCA
Sorghum bicolor (sorghum) is the source of this 987-nucleotide messenger RNA. Its product is annotated as alpha-amylase/trypsin inhibitor-like. The coding region runs from base 408 to 866 and encodes 152 amino acids. The transcript has a single exon. The record is from RefSeq and is a predicted model, not a curated record. NCBI's taxonomy places the organism in Eukaryota, Viridiplantae, Streptophyta, Magnoliopsida, Poales, Poaceae. Gene Ontology annotation, molecular function: serine-type endopeptidase inhibitor activity.